This is a messenger RNA of Dreissena polymorpha, 15735 nucleotides long. Its product is annotated as cubilin-like. The transcript is spliced from 67 exons. NCBI's taxonomy places the organism in Eukaryota, Metazoa, Mollusca, Bivalvia, Myida, Dreissenidae. The coding region runs from base 24 to 11240 and encodes 3738 amino acids. The record is from RefSeq and is a predicted model, not a curated record. Gene Ontology annotation, molecular function: calcium ion binding.
AGUAUCAUCGGUCGUUUAACAGAAUGGGCCGAGCACAGCCCUUUCAUUACUGUAUUUUAAUUGCGUAUUUAUUGACACUAUUUUGCGGCAAAACAUCCCAGGAUACACGGAAUAAACGCCAAAUUCAACCUGAGCUUCCAAGGAUCUUGACACAGAAUGGACACCUUGUGUUCCAGACUGGAACCAACCAUAACAUCACAUUGCGGGCCACCAAUGGAGGCUAUAUCAACAUCAACGAUGACAAUUUAGCAGUUAUAACACAGACAGUGAAGGACAACAAGCUUGCUAUCGAGCAGUUGAAGAGUGGUUCUGGUCCAGGUUCCAGUGGAUCGACCAGUGUGGAGUCCAGACUGCAGAACCUCCAGAGUCAGCUGAGCAACCUGCAGCCCACAGGCCAGGUCCAAACCCAGCUACUACAGCUGAGCCAUAACAUAGAGCUGCUCAGAGUUACGUUGCCAACCAAUGUUGCUGCACGCCUGUCUCAGAUCGAGGCCACUCUGACCGGUCUGCAGUCCCCUGGGCAGAUCUCAUCCCUCAUUAGUGCUCUCACAGCACGAGUGGCAACUUUAGAAAGCCAGGGGAGUGAAUCCAGUAGCUCUUCAAGAAGGAUACAGCAACUUACUGGCCGGGUGAGACAGCUGAAAACACAAGUUGAGACCCUUCAGCAGCUUCUUACAACCAAUGAAUGUAACAGUAACCCAUGCACUAAUGGCGGAACAUGCGUGGACACGUACAAUGGAUACUUCUGUCGCUGUCCCUCUAACUUCCAGGGUCCUAACUGCAAUGAAGAUGUUAAUGAGUGUGUAACUUAUGCAGGCACUGACCUUGGAUGUCAAAAUGGAGCUACUUGUGUGAAUACAUUUGGAGGUUUCACGUGUCAAUGUACGGCAAACUAUUAUGGUAUACGGUGCACUGAGACCCAUGAUGACUGUACUGGCGCCUCAAACGCACAACUCUGUGGCCAUGGAACGUGUGUCAACCUCCAGCGAGUGCAACCUGGAACGCCAAAGUACACCUGUAUAUGUGAGGAUGGCUGGACAAAGGCCGGUUCUGACCCGGCCUGCACAGUGGAUGUGAAUGAGUGUGCUGGGAGCCGUUAUCCGUGUUCCUCAGACCCAUUGGUUCCCUGCAUUAACCUGCCUGGUUCCUUCAUGUGUGGACAGUGCCCCACAGGUUACCAAGGAAAUGGGUUCACUUGUAUGGAUGUGAACGAGUGUGAGGUGAACAAUGGUGGCUGUUCCCUGUCUCCCAUGGUGCAGUGUAUUAACACUGUGGGCUCGAGAUCCUGCGGUCCCUGUCCUUCAGGUUACCAAGGCAAUGGUCAGACAUGCACAUGGGUAGGGAUUUGCCAGAACAACAAUGGAGGUUGCCAUGCCCAGGCAGCAUGCACAGAAAGCCCAGGACUGGAAGGUCGCACAUGCACGUGUCCCCCGGGCUAUGUGGGUAACGGUGUGGGGUCAUCUGGGUGUGUGUCACAGGGGCCAGUCACAGGGCCAUGUGGGAGCAGCCCUUGCAGGAAUGGGGCCGCCUGUCAGAACAUGGGUGCCACCUUGUAUCGUUGCCUCUGCCAGCAGGGCUACACGGGUCAGACCUGUGAGACAGACAUCAACGAGUGUGGCUCCAGUCCGUGUCAGAACGGGGGCUCGUGUACUGACAGACUCAAUGGCUAUGUGUGCAGGUGCACAGAGGCCUACACAGGCAGCAACUGCGAAGUGCAGCAACAAGUGUGUGGUGGGCGCCUGAGUGGCGAGUCUGGAUCAUUCCGGUUCCCGACGGUGGCUGGUACCCAAUAUCCACAUGACGUUAGCUGUGCCUGGAUCAUCACAACAACAUAUAACAAGAUAAUCAAAGUUACAUUCCCCACCUUCAACAUUGAAGAGCACAAUUCAUGUAACUAUGAUCAUCUACAACUGAACGACGGCCCGAGUGCAGCUUCGCAUGUCUUGGGCAAAUUCUGUGGCUCUGUUGCUCCUAACAACGGCUAUCCAAUCAAUAGCACUCAGCAUCAGAUGUACGUCUGGUUCUAUUCUGACCAGUCACAGGCCAGUGAUGGAUUCUCCCUCCAGUGGACCUCUGCAGAUCCUGUGUGUGGAGGUGUCCUGUCUGGCAGUAACCAUGGCGACUUCUCCAGCCCCGGUUACCCUGGCAACUACCCACAUGACCGCGACUGCGUCUGGUUGGUCAGCGUUUCCCCUGGUAACCGCAUUAUCUUCUCAUUCGCCACCUUGCAGAUGGAAGUCCAUCCGAACUGCAGCUAUGACUACCUCGAGAUUCGAGAUGGUGGCCUGGAUACCAGCCCUCUGUUGCAGCGGUUCUGUAACACAACCACCCCUCCCCCUCUGUCCACCUCCGGUCCCAACGCCUGGGUGAAGUUCCACUCAGACAGCACCUACUCUGACAACGGCUUUCAUAUCACUUACCUCUCUCAACCUAUGGACGCAGGUUGCGGUGGCGCCUAUACCUCAGAAAGUGGCGUUCUCCAGUCACCCAACUACCCCAACGCUUACAACCACGAUGCCCAGUGUGUGUGGACGGUCACUGUGAACCAUGUGGACAGGAUAACACUGCGUUUCACCAAUCUGGAACUAGAGGGACAGAUCAACUGCCAGCAUGACUAUGUGGAGGUUCGAGCUGGCAAUACUGUGAGUGCCCCAUUGAUGGGUCGUUACUGUGGCAACAGCCUGCCUGCUCCCAUGACAACCUCAGGCAACAUGCUUUACGUGAAGUUUGUGUCAGAUUCUUCAGUGACCAGAGCUGGGUUCCGUGCAACCUGGGAUGUGUCAUGUGGAGGUCUAUUUACAUCGCCAACUGGCAUCCUCCGCUCUCCCAACUACCCCCUGAGUACCCUAGCAAUCCGGCAGUGUGAGUACCUGAUCAAUCUCCCAGAAGGCAACAGGAUAACCUUGACCUUCACUGCGUUUGACAUUGAGGAACCCAAUGGGGAGUCGUGCAACUUUGACUAUAUAGAGGUUCGGGAUGGUGGGACUGCAACCUCCCCCCUUCUGGGCACAUACUGUGGUUUGAGCAUUCCAAAUCCUGUGUCAACAACUUCAAACAUGCUGUAUGCAAAGUUCGUCACAGAUGGCUCAAACGAGAAUCUAGGCUUUGAGGCUCGCUAUGAGGCUCUGGAAGGCACGUGUGGUGGACAGCUUACAGCCAAUACAGGCUCUAUCCAGUCUCCUGGACAUCCAAACGUGUACCCACACGGUGUGAACUGCACAUGGAACAUCAUCGUUACGCCAGGGCUCGUGAUUCGUCUCACGUUUCACACAUUCAGUAUGGAGGACCAUGUCAACUGUCGCUAUGACGCAGUCACUGUGUAUGACAACAGCACGGCUGUAAAUUCCAGUCGUAUUGGACGGUACUGUGGCUCUAACAUCCCUCCUGUGAUCACGUCCACUAACAACGAGCUGACCGUGCUGUUUGAGUCUGACUCCAGUGUGUCUCACGAGGGGUUCGCAGCCUCCUAUGUGGGCCUCAACGCAUCAACAUUGUGCGGAAGUGACUUGUCAGAUGCAACUGGGGUCAUAACGAGCCCCAACUUCCCUGAUGGUUACCCACAUGAGCGUCAGUGCACAUGGACAAUCACUGCCCCUGAUGGAUACCAGAUAUUGCUCAAUGUCACGGACUUCAACCUGGAAAACCACCCGCUCUGCAACUUCGACUACCUUGAGAUCAGAAAUGGUGGGUUUCCCUCGUCGCCAUUGGUUGGCAAGUACUGUGGAACCACCAUUGACAGGAUUAUCGUUUCUCAUAGCAACAGGAUGUACAUCAAGCUGCGAACAGACAACUCCAGAUCUGCCCCUGGUUUCAGGAUUUUCUACGACUCGACUGCUACAGGCUGCGGUGCUGACCUGACUACACCAACGGGAAGUUUUAUAUCACCCAACUACCCCAACCCUUAUGGUCACAAUGCAGAGUGUAUCUUCACCAUCACUGUAUCCCGUGGCAGCACUAUCCUGCUGACCUUUGUUGACCUUGACCUUGAACUUCAUGCCAACUGUAGCUAUGACUAUGUGGAGGUUAGAGACUCCAAUGCACAUGGCCCGUUAUUGGGGAGGUUUUGUGGAAGAACUAUUCCAGAUAUGGUCACGUCCAAAGGCAACUCACUGUGGAUCUUGUACAACACAGACUACUCAGUGGGUGGGCGGGGAUUUUUGGCACACUAUGUCAGCUCAUGCUCAAACAACCAGACGGCAUAUAGCGGUGUAAUAGAAAGCCCAAAUUUCCCGAAUGCCUACCCUCACAACCGCAACUGCACGUGGAUAAUCAAUGCUGCGUUGGGAAACUCUGUGAACAUCUCGUUCUCACACUUUGACGUGGAGACCCACCGCAACUGCACGUAUGACUAUCUGAAGAUAAAUGACGGAAAUCUGCCGACUUCACCAACACUGGGAAGAUUUUGUGGGACUAACAUCCCCCCACCAGUGGCUUCCACGCAGGACAAGGUGUGGAUCAACUUUAAGUCUGAUUAUUCUAUGGCCAGAAAUGGAUUUAGGCUGGAGUAUGUUACUAAUGGUUGUGGCGGAUACUUCCGAACUCCAACAGGAUAUUUUACGAGCCCAAACUUCCCCAACCCAUACCCACACAUGCGUCAGUGUGAGUGGACGAUCGUUGCAGACACAGACUCGUUUGUUCAGCUCACCAUCCACACGUUUGAUCUAGAGUCUCACAGUUCAUGUAGAUAUGAUGUGUUGGAGGUCUACGGCGGUCCAGAUGACUCGUCCCCACAGCUUGCUAAACUGUGCCACAAGCAGAGCACUGCCCAGACACUGGCCUCCACGGGUAACGUGAUGUUUGUGAGGUUCAAGAGUGACGUGUCCCGCAGUGGCAAUGGUUUCAACGCUUCCUAUAAGGCCAACACAGGAGGUUGCGGUGGGAACCAUUCCAUGAAGAGUGGGUCCAUAGUUUCCAAGAACUAUCCGGGCCCAUAUCCGCCCAACACAGACUGUGAGUGGUUGAUUACGGUGGAGGACAGACACGUGGUGGAACUCACAUUCGCUGACUUUGAUGUUGAGACCGCGGAAAAUUGCACUUUUGAUUAUGUGGCGGUGUAUGAUGGAACAUCAACUGCUGCACCGGAACUCCUGAGGCAUUGUGGAAACUCAUUACCACUUCCUUCCAAGUAUCGUUCCCAUGGCAACAGCAUGUACAUAAGAAUGAGGACAGACGGUACUAUCAGUCACAGGGGAUUUAAGGCAGAUUAUGUGACAGGUUGUGGAGGUACAAAAUCAGAGACUCCUGACGGUGUUUUGGAGGGUGACCUAGUUUCCCCUGGUUACCCAGGCAACUAUCCAAGGUCCUCCAACUGCUCUUGGCUCAUCCAGGCUGCUGAUUCAACUGAUCGAGUGACUUUGACCUUCACCCACAUGGACACUGAGAAUUCCAGGAACUGUUCGUCGGACUACGUCCUUGUGCGAGAUGGUAUUGACGAAGGGGCCCGUGUGAUUGGUCAAUACUGUGGGAGGACAACACCCCCAGCAAUCACAUCCCAGGGUUCAGCAUUGUUCGUGACCUUUGUGUCAGACUAUUCCAAUGAAAACUCUGGCUUUAGGGCCACUUACACAAAGUCUACCUCAGCCUGUGGGGGUGACUUUACGUCCCAGAGUGGUUCAUUUGUAAGCCCUGGAUAUCCCAACAGCUACCCCUCAAACACAGAGUGCGUGUGGACUGUUGCUGUAUCCCCGGGCAACCGAGUGCAGCUUGCCUUCAGUGUAUUCAACAUGGAAGAUCAUGAGUUUUGCAACCUUGAUUAUGUGGAGAUCCAUGAAGGUCAGCUAGGUGGCCCGCUGCUAGGCCGGUUUUGCGGCGAAAAUCGGCCCACUAAUUUGACAGCAUACAACGGUCUGUGGAUCAAGUUUCGCUCAGACGAAUCUGCUAGUGCCCUGGGAUUUGUUGCCCAGUUUUCUUCAGUGUAUGGCGGGGAGAUUACAGGCACAUCGGGCCAACUGGCAUCCCCCAAUUACCCAUACACAUACCCACACAGGGCCCACUACAUGUGGACAGUGACUGUGCCCAUAGGCAUGCAGAUACUGGUCAGCUUUGUUGCCAUAGAUAUGGAGAGCUUCAGGGGAUGUCUCUUUGACUUUGUCAAGCUACGCAAUGGAGGCACCAUAAAUAGUCCACUGCUAGGAGCCUACUGUGGUACCACAAUACCCCCUGUUGUCCUGACAACCACUAACCAACUCCAUGUGGAAUUCCAAUCUGAUUGGUCAAGCUCUGGCAGUGGCUUCCUUUUUGAUUGGACAGCUACAACAGACAUGCCCACUACUACUUUGCCACCCACUGCUGGCACCACUCCAGUUCCAGGAUGUGGAGGAACUCUGAAUGUGACGGAGGCCACUCAGUCCCUGAGCUCGCCUGGCUGGCCGUAUGGUUACCUGAACAACCUGAGGUGCACUUGGUCGCUGGUAGCACCUGUAGGCUCUAGGGUGUGGAUGAACAUCACGGACAUGGAUAUUGAAAGCAGCCCAACGUGUGCCUUUGACAACAUUACCAUCAACAGAUAUGGUUUUAGAGAAUUUAGAGGGAUACUACCCGCUUUUUGUGGCAGGACUAGAAACACUGAACCUAUAGUAUCUGUUAGCAACUUGGCACAAGUAUCCUUCAAAACAGAUGGCUCUUUCAAUCGCACUGGUUUCAUUAUGGAUUACAAAUUGAUCUGUGGAGGUAGUAUUGUUGCGGACUCAGGGAAUGUUGCGUCACCGCACUUUCCUGGCAAUUACCCACCUAACUCCAACUGCUCUUGGCGCCUAACAGUGCCUGCUGGGAGAACUGUGCGAGUGACCUUUAACCCUAACUUCAACAUCCAAGGCAACCCAGGGUCAUGUGCAGGGGACUAUGUUCAGCUGUUGAAUGGAGGUAGUGCCACUUCACCUCCCCUGGGUAAUUCCAGUGGGAAAUACUGUGGCACGUCCGCCCCAGCAAUCAUGGAAACGAGCAGCAACAACCUGUUUGUUAACUUCAUCUCGGACGGAUCUGGAAGUGGUGUUGGAUUCUCGCUUGCAUUCAACGAGGUUCACGUGACAUGUGGUGGGCAGCUAUCGCUUUCCGCAACCAGGACCAGCGGGAUGUUUACGUCUCCGAACUACCCACUGUUGUAUCCGCAAAAUGUCGACUGCAUUUGGGUGAUCUCGGCCCCUGCAAAUGAACGUAUACAGAUGGACUUCAUUGAGGAUUUCAGCAUAGAAACACACAGAGAUUGCAGGUAUGAUUUUAUCGAGCUGCGCGAUGGAGGAACUGUCAAUUCUGCACUCCUGGGUAGUUUCUGUGGGAACAGCCUUCCCAGCACUGUCCUCUCCACGGGUAACGUGAUGUACGCUAGGUUCCGAACCGACAACAGCAUCGCCAGGAAAGGAUUUAAGGCUCAAUACAAAAUUGCAACAUGUGGUGGAAGCUACUCUGGCUCUUCUGGUGUUAUAACCAGUCCCAAUUACCCGGCCAACUACGAAAGCAACCUGGACUGUGUCUGGAUCAUACGGGGUCCCACUGGGCACUCACUGACCUUCACCUUUGAGGCCUUUGCCCUGGAGGCGUCUCAAAACUGCACCAGCGAUGACUACCUGGAAAUACGAGAAGUCAACUCUACCGGUCCAGUCCUUAUCCUGGCGUGUGGUUUCAGUAUACCCCAGCCGGUGUUCACCUCUGAUAACUUUGCAUACGUCCGCUUUGUAUCCAGUGGGACUGUCCAGUAUCCUGGCUUCAGAAUGAAAUUUGAGGCCAGCGUUGAAGAGUGUGGUGGAGAUCUGAUGUUGCCCUCUGGUUCCUUCCAAUCCCCGAACUUCCCAGGCAACUACCCACACUCAAGAUUGUGUGAAUGGAAGAUAAGCGUGCAGAUGGGUCGGCGUGUAGCGAUAACCUUCAAUCCCUUCAAUAUUGAGGACCACAGUCGAUGUAGUUAUGAUUAUGUGGCUAUUUAUAAUGGAAUCUACCCAGAUUCCCCUCUUAUUAAUCGUUUUUGUGGUGGAAGCCCACCUGAUGUUGUGAAAACAUCAGGGAACACAGCUCGGGUCCAGUUCCGUACUGAUGGGUCGAACUCAAAUAGAGGCUUCCAAGCUUUCUACUCCUCCCUUGAAGAAGCAGAGUGUGGUGGUUUAAUCACUACAAGUUCUGGUAACAUCACUUCGUCGGGAUACGGCUUUGGUAACUAUAGCAAUCGUUUGGACUGCCAGUGGGUACUGCGAAAUGAACAGUCUGCAGAGAACACAUCAAUUUUUAUUCGAAUAGCGGACAUUGGUCUGGAACGUCACACGUAUUGCCAAUAUGAUUAUCUUCAAGCAAGAGAAGGGGACUCGAUAGAUGGUGUUCUAUUGGACCAAUACUGCGGCAACGACUCAGAGAUUCACGGACCAAUCAUCUCCCCUAUGCCAGCUGUCUGGUUAAGAUUCAAGACAGAUGCUUCAAUUGUUGAUAAAGGAUUCUUGCUGACAUACAACUUCACACAGUGCGGUGGGGUCCUGACAGACCCGUAUGGCAUCAUCACUAGCCCCAACUACCCGCAGGAUUACGACCACGAUGAUGCUUGUGCCUGGGUGAUCAACGCACCAGAGGGCAGCAGGAUCAAUGUUGAGUUGACUGACUUUGCUAUGGAGACACAUCCCCAGUGCCUCUUUGACUACCUGGAGCUCUUCAAUGGGCCAUACGCCUCAUCUCCGUCAAUUGGCAAGUUCUGUGGCACAGUGCCACCUAGGGGGUUCAAGUCCCAGUCUAACUCCGUCCGUAUUGUGUUCUUCACAGACUUCAGCAUGAGUGCUAGGGGAUUCAGACUGACAUACUCAUUCUCAACACAAGGCUGUGGUGGGCUACUACACACCUCCACUGGCAAUCUGUCCACACCGAACUACCCGUCCAGCUAUCCACACAACACAGAGUGUGUCUGGGACCUCAAUGUUGACCCAGGAUAUAUUCUGACCUUGACCUUCAAUCCGCCCUUUGAUAUGGAACACCAAGGCGAUUGUGAUUAUGAUUAUGUGGAGGUGAGUGAUGUCAUAAGCAACGGCUCAGAGGUGGUGUUGGGUCGCUGGUGCUCCAACCUUCUACCACCGCCCCAGGUAUCCUCUGGGCCGAGACUCAUGGUGAGGUUCAGGUCAGAUACCUCCACCAAUGGCAAUGGCUUCUCUGCAUCAUGGAAAUCUAUGUGCGGGGGCCGCCUUUCCAUGCAAUCAAGCUUUCUGACAUCGCCCGGGUUUCCACGACCAUACCCGAACAAUCUCCGCUGUAAUUACACCCUUGACAUGGACCCUCAGCGUUAUACCUUCAUAAACUUUGAUGCCAAUAACUUUGAUAUUGAAGCUGGAGGUCGGCUAGGCUGUAUAUAUGACUUUAUAGCUGUAUAUGAAGGGAACAGCUCCAAUGGUCGUAUGCUGGGCAAGUUCUGUGGGUCUACAGCCCCCCAGCCGGUCAGUGCCCUGGGCCCCAUGUAUGUCCAGUUCUGGACUGACCGCAGCAGGGCUGGACGCGGUUUUAGAGCCCAAUAUCAUUCGAGUGAGUGCGGAGGCGUGUUAACUGAACCCGCUGGUGUAGUACGAACCCCGACAGGGCCCGCCAACUACCACAAUGAGAUGAACUGUACCUGGUUUAUCACCGUGCAGGCAGACAGGGUCAUCCAAUUCAGGUUUAGAGAAUUGGAUCUAGAGGCCCAUUCCAGUUGCGACUAUGACUACGUUGAUGUAUUUGACGGACCAAACAUUUACUCACCUCUUAUUGGUCGAUACUGUGGUAAUGUCAUACCUACGGAUUUGAUAGGGUCGACCUCCAAUGCAAUGACUCUUAACUUUGUGUCGGACACUUCCUGGACUGGGAAAGGAUUUGCUGGGGUCUACAGGAUGACUUUUGGCUCAGAUCAGGGGUGUGGGGGGCUGCUCAAUGCCACCAGGGGUCAGCUGGGGUCAGUGGACGGGAAUGGGGACGGCCUGUAUGAGGCUUUUCUGGACUGUAGAUGGCUUAUAAUGGGAGCCAACAACAAGGUCAUCAGGCUCAACAUCAUGCCGGGAUUCAACCUGGAGAAUCAUACCGACUGCGUCUAUGACUACCUGAAGAUUUAUGAUGGUAUGACAAUUGAUGACCCCCUGAUUGGCACAUACUGUGGGCUGUCAUACCCCUCUGAGAUUGUGUCCACGUCCAAUGUCCUGUUGGUGCAGUUCUACUCUGAUGGCAGCAUGGAAGGACCUGGUUUUAACGCUACAUACACGCAACAAGAUGCCCUGUGUGGGGGAGCAUUUACCUCGUCAUCUGUGCCACAAGUCAUCACUUCACCAGGCUUUCCCUCGGCUUUCCGUCGUGAUGUACGGUGCCGCUGGACUAUUGAUGCUCCCAUGGCAACGGACCAGGUCGAGGUGAUGGUCACAGCCUUGAACUUGCAGUCUUCGUCAGCCUGUGAUACGGAGUACUUGGAACUGAGGGAUUAUCCUCUGGGUUUACAAGGUCGUUCAGUACAUACAUGUGGAGUAACCCCACCGCCGGUGUUUGACUCUGUUGGACGGACCAUUCAGAUCAACUAUGCUGCUACUGCUGGCUCUAGCAAAGGAUUCUCACUAACCUACGCAACAGCUAAUUGUAACCGGACAUAUGGAGGCAACUCAGGACAGAUCUUCAGCCCGGGCUGGCCAGGUCGCUACCCAAUCAACGCCAACUGCAGUUUCAACCUGACGACCCCUGCAGGCACGAUGAUUUCCCUUUACUUUAACGCUUUCCAGUUGGAACCUCAUCGCAGCUGUGAAUACGAUUACCUUGAGAUUGUGAACAGCACCGAUACCUCUGUGUACGCUAAGCUGUGUGGUUGGUCCUUACCAGACCCAGUGUUUGUGCCCAGUAAUAUUGUCAGGUUCCGCUUUGUGACCGACAGCUCUGUGACCCAUCCAGGAUAUGACAUCACCUACACUGCUACUUCACAAGGACUUGGAUGUGGUGGUAACAUCACAGGUAUCAACGGCAGUUUUACCAGCCCUGGUUACCCAGGCAACUACUCUGAGGCCAGCACCUGCACGUGGCUUGUGCGUGUGCCUGCACGCAGGGUGAUUGUGUUCACCUUCACUGACAUGCGCAUGCUUGACACGGUUAAUUGCGCCACAGACUAUGUGAUCGUGUUUGAUGGGGACAGUGACACUGCCGACCAGUUUGGAAGGUUCUGUGGUGAUGAAGUUCCUGUUGCUAUGACUACCAGGACCAACGCGGCAUUUGUGAAGUAUGUGUCCAAUGGACAGAGGGCAGCUCUAGCCUUCCGAGCAAGGUUUACGAGUUGAAUGUCUCAGUGCACUGUACAUAGCAAGCCAGCGUGGCUUAUUCACAUUUCAACAGAAUUAAAAGGGAUGUAACACUAUCAACACAUUACAACAAAGUUAAAAAGGAUGUAUCACUAUCAAAUAUACAUGUAGCAUGUUCUCAAACUAGUAAGAACCUCAUGAAUAUUUCUAAGUGAUACUUUUAGUUCACCUGAGCACAACAUGCUAAUGGUGAGCUUUUGCGAUCGCCUUUUGUCUGUGGUCCCUCAUGCGUCAACAUUUGCCUUGUAAAUACUCAACGUUUAUUGACCGAUCUUCAUGAAACUUGGUCAGAAGAUUUGUUCCAAUGAUAUCUUGGACGAGUUGGAAAAUGCUUCAUGUUGAUUGAAAAACAUGGCCGCCAGGGGGCAGGGCAUUUUUCCUGAUAUGGCUAUAGAAAAAUAUUGUGAACACUCUAGAUGUCACAUUUAUUGUCUGACCUUCAUGAAACUUAGUCAGAAGAUUUUUCCCAAUGAUAUCUUGUUCUUAAAAGGUUCCACUAGGUUGAAAAAAAAAUGGCCAUCAGGCAUUUUUUCUUAUAUGGCUUUAGUAAAACAUUUUUAACACUCUAGAAGUCAAAUUUAUCGUCCAAUCUUCAUGUUCUAAUGAUAAAUUGGAUGUGUUCGAAAAUGGUUUUGGUUUGUUGAAAAACAUGGCCACUAGGGGGUGGGGCAUUUUUUCUAAUAUGGCUGCGGUAAAAUUUUGUUUACACUCUUAAAGUCACAUUUAUUGUCCAAUCUUUAUGGAACUCUGUCAGAACAUUUGUUCUAAUGAUAUCUUUAUUAAUUCAAAAAUGUUUUGGUCUGUUGAAAAACAUGGCUGCCAGGGGACGGGACAUUUUUUUCCUUAUAUGGCUAUAGUUAAACCUUGUUUACUCUCUAUAAGUCACAUUUAUGGUCAAAAUAGGGGCGCCAGGGUGCAGGGCCUUUUUCCUUAUAUGGCUAUAGAAAAGCCUUAUAAGCACUCGAAUAGUCACAUUUUUAUUGUCCCCUAACGGUUUCACCGGAGGGGACUUAUUGUUUGCGCUCUGUCUGUCAGUCUGUCAGUCAGUCAGUCAGUUUCUGCAUCAUGCGAUAACUUUAAAAGUUCUUCAUAUUUUUUUCAUGAAACUUGAAACAUGGAUAGAUGGCAAUAUGGACAUUAUGCACGUCAUUUCAGUUUGUUCCUACGUCAAAAAUUCUGGUUGCUAUGGCAACAAAUAGAAUAGAAUUACUGCUGAAAAUGGUGGUUUCUGGGUCCUGUGAUAACUUUAAAAGUUCUUUUUUUUUUUUCAUGAAACUUGAAACAUGGAUAGAUGGCAAUAUGGACAUUAUGCACAUCAUGUCAUUUUGUUCCUUCAUCAAAAAUUCUGGAUGCUAUGGCAACAAAUAGAAUAGAAUAACUGCUGAAAAUGGUGGUUUUCUGGGUCCUGCGAUAACUUUAAAUAUUUUUUCAUGAAACUUGAAACAUGAAUAGAUGGCAAUAUGGACAUUAUGCACAUCAUUUCAUUUUGUUCCUACGUCAAAAAUUCUGGUUGCUAUUUCAACAACAAAAAUUCUGACAAUGGUGGAAUUUCUGACAAUGGUGGAGCCGGUAGGGGACUAUAUUGUUCGGCAAUAGUCUUGUUAUUCAUGAAACUUGGUCAGAUAUUUUUCCUUAUAUGGUUAUAGUAAAACCUUAUGAAAACUCUUGAAGUCAUAUUUAUUGUCCAAUCUUUAUGAAACUUUGUCAGAACAUUGGUUCUUAUGGUAACAGGGCUAAGUUGAAAAAUAGUUCCUGUCUGUUGAAAAUAUGGCCGACAGGGGGAUGGACAUUUUCCUUAAAAAGCUAUAGUAAAACUUUCUUAACUCUCUUGUUGAUAUUUUGGCCAAGUUUGAAAAUGGUUUCAGAAACAUAUAAAAAAUUGCUGAGAGCAGUUCAGUUCCUGGAGUCGCAGGUGAGUGACUGUGUGCCUCUGGCCCUCUAGUUUUGUAUGUGAAUGUGAUCUGAAUUCACCAAAGAAAGUACUCGUUAUCCUAUCAUCAUGCCUUUUUUAGCUCACCUGAGCACAACGUGCUCAUGGUGAGCUUUUGUGAUCGCCUUUUGUCCUUUGUCAGUCAUCCCUCGUGCGCCGUCCGUCGUCAACAUUUUGCCUUGUGAACACUCUAGAGAACACAUUUAUUGUCCGAUCUUCAUGAAACUUGGUCAGAAAAUUUCUUUCAUUGAUACUUCGACUGAGUUCGACUGGGUCAAAAACUAGGUCACUAGGUCAAAAAUUAGAAAAACCUUGUGAACACUGUAGAAGUCACAUUUGAUGCCAAAUCUUCAUGUAACUUUGUCAAAAUGUUUGUCUAAAUGAUAUGUUGGUUGAGUUCAAAAAUGAUUCCGUUCCGUUGAAAAACAUGGCCACCAGGGGGCAGGGCAGUAUUCCUUAUAUGGCUAUAGAGAAACCUUGUGAACACUCCAGAAGUCACAAUUUUUGCCCAAUCAUCAUGAAACUUGGUUACGUUUGCUUGAAAAACAUGGCUGCCAAGGGAAGGGGCAUUUUUCCUGUAUAUGGCUAUAGUAAAAUCUUGUUAACACUAUAGAGACCACAAUUAUUGUCUAAUCAUCAUGAAACAUCAUCGUGAAACUUGGUCAAAAGAUUUGUCCACAUGAUAUCUUGGAUGGGUUCGAAAAUGGUUUUGGUUGCUUUAAAAACAUGGCCACCAGGGGCGAGGCAUUUUCCCUUAACUCCCUAUAUAUGGCUUUAGUAAAACCUUGAAAACACUCUAGAGGCCACAUUUAUUGUCCAAUCUAAAUGAAAUUUGGUCAGAAGAUUGGUCUCAAUGAUAUCUUGGAUGAGUUCGAAAAUAAUUGUUUGCUUGAAAAACAUGGCUUCCAAGGGGCAGCGCAUUUUUCCUUAUAUGGCUAUAGUCAAAUCUUGUUAACACUCUAGAGGCCACAUUUACUGUCCGAUCUUCAUGAAACUUGGUCAGAAGAUUCAUCCCGAUAAUAUCUUGGAAGCGUUAAAAAAUGAUGCCGGUUGAUUGAAAAACAUGGAUGCCAGGGGGCAGGGCAUUUUUCCUUAUUUGGCUAUAGUAAAACCUUGUUAACACUCUAGAGGCCACAUGUAUUUUCCGAUCUUCAUGAAACUUUGUCAGAAGAUUUGUCCCAAUAAUAUCUUGUUAUCUCAGGUGAGCGACUUUGGGCCUUUCAGGCCCUCUUGUUAUUUGUUGUCCACUCAAACCUUCACCACUUAUCAAGGUUUUUGUUUUUUAAGUCAAGCUUAAUAAAUGUUUCUGUGUACAACACCUACUUAGUAUACUCUAUAUAUAGUGUUUAUUAUUUGUAUUAUAUUUUGUUAUUUGUUAAAAACUUUUCAAAUAACGAUUUAUAUGUAAUAUACAGUCAAUAUAUAUUUUUAGUUGUUAUGCAUUACUUUAGCUAAUUUAUGAGUUUUAAUAGUAUACUAAAUGUAAGGUUAAUUUAUAUUUUAUGGUUGUUAUGCUAUAUUUUAGUACAUUUUAUUAGUUGUGAUACUAAAGCCGAGUUAUUGUGAUACAUGCCUGACACACCAUUUUAUUGAAUCUACCGGUAAUUCUAAUACGUACCAUCCCAGUAUAUUUAUUUUAUAUGAUAAUCAGUAAUUCAACAUUUUAAAACGCUUCUAUUGAGCGAGCCAAUCUUGUUCAAUUAAAAUACUAACGUUUCUUCUCCAUCAAUAGUUGUUUAGAGAAUUACAUUGUUUACUAGAAUGUUUUAAAAUCCAAAGGUUAAUAGUAGUCAAAAACUGCCGACAUUUAAUGAAACUGGUAAUUGCAAUCUCUUUAGAAGAAAACGUUAAGAGUUUGACUCUUGUACUGUAGUUAAAAGUGUUGAAUCCAUUAAAACAAUUAUGUUCUGUUUUACUCCAUUUUGGCAAUUAAUUCUAAAUGCUGUCUAUUACUUCAUUUGUCAGGCCCGUCGUCAGCAUUUUUAGAGUGGUGUGGCGAAAUUAAGGUAAAUAAUUAGUGUAAAUAAGAAUAGAACAAUAGCUGUUUCUGUCAAAGUACAAUUUCAUAGUGGAAAGUAUGUGGCUAAAGGAUAUCUUUUUAAAAUGAACAAAACAGACGCUAAUUUAAAAAGACCACAUAUAACAUAUUCAAAGUAUGUGAUAUUCAAAGACAGGUGCUUCAAAAUGCAUAACCACACAUUUUGAUCUUAAAAAAGCCCACAAUAGCCUUUUGCGGCAUCGGGAAGAAUUUGUCUCUUAUGAAAAAACCACUAGCUGUAGCAAGCACAUAUGCUAUUUUAGCUUUACAACACUCAUUAGUCUCGCCAUAUUCACAUGUAACCAUCCUUUAUGUGAUUUAUCUAUGUGCCAUAUGAGCAGUCGUGUCUGUUUGUAAAUAUGCUUUAUUGUAGAACAUCGGGAUAAUCGGAUAAAGCCUCCAAAUUAAACCGGAGUAUACUAAAACAUUCCAGAUAUUAUAUGUAUAUGUGUUUGCCAAUUAUUAUAAAUAUGAUAUAUUGUAAUACACGACUGUAUUUUCUGAUA